Racocetra persica is the source of this 411-nucleotide messenger RNA. The record is from the annotation of a GenBank genome assembly. Lineage: Eukaryota; Fungi; Glomeromycota; Glomeromycetes; Diversisporales; Gigasporaceae.
AUGUACGUGAAAAAAGAUCUCACAAAUAAAUACCAUAAAGAAGCAAACUAUUCAAAUACAAAUACUGAAGAAUUAAAUAAUAUAGAUAUUGGUGAAUUAGAUGAAACAUCUCAUAAUAAAUUGAAAAUAGUUGAUAGAAAAAAUUUUGAAGUUGAGCUAAAAAGAAUUAAUUCAAAUAUAAUUGAGUCUGAAAUUAAAGAUACAAUAGAAAGAUAUAGAGCUUUAUCUAUAAAAUAUCUAGAUAAAAAAUUUGUAAAAUUUAACAUAAUACAAGCAGAUUCAAAUAUCAAUAAGCUAAUUUCAUUUUCUACAAUGAUCCUAUUCCAAACUAUAUUACCAAUUCUACAUAAAGAAACACUGCCAAAUAUUGAAGAGAUUGCUACACCAAAACUAUUUACAUCAAAAGCUUAA